Messenger RNA from Sphaeramia orbicularis (orbiculate cardinalfish), 901 nucleotides. Its product is annotated as trypsinogen-like protein 3. The transcript has 5 exons. Lineage: Eukaryota; Metazoa; Chordata; Actinopteri; Kurtiformes; Apogonidae. The record is from RefSeq and is a predicted model, not a curated record. The coding region runs from base 12 to 851 and encodes 279 amino acids. Gene Ontology annotation, molecular function: serine-type endopeptidase activity. Gene Ontology annotation, biological process: proteolysis. Gene Ontology annotation, cellular component: secretory granule.
AGAAAGGUGGAAUGAUCAGUUAUCACACACGAUACAGCCAACGACGACAAAAAAACAAGAGCCACAAUAUGAAUCUUCUGUUAUUGCUUGUUGCAUUAGGGCUUGCAGGAGCAGCUCCCCUCGAGGACAACAAGGUAUGCCAGCCUCAUUCCAGACCGUGGCAUGUCUAUCUUGAUGGCUACAACUCCUGCAGCGGCGCUCUUAUUAAUGACCGGUGGCUAAUAACCUCCAUGGCAUGUUCACCCAGACCAUACAGUACCGUAGCAAUUUUGGGGAAACAUGAUUUGUUUGUGGAGGAAGACACUGAGCAACGCAUUCAAAUCAGCGACGUAUUCGUGCACAGCCCCUACCGCUCGCCCCUCCACAGUCUCACCCUGGCCCGCCUGGCUGAGCCGGCCCACUUCAACCAGUACGUCCAGCCCAUUCCUCUGCCCACUCGCUGCCCAAAGCCUGGAGAGACCUGCCACGUCAGCGGCUGGGGCUCCACAAUCCCAAAUCAAUCUGGGUAUAAUGGACAGAUGAAAUGCAUAACGGUGCCCAUUGUGGACGACCAGACCUGUAUGAACACCUUCCCUGAGUAUCUGUACUGGAGUUACUACAUGGUGUGUGCUGGUCAAGCAAACACUGACAACUGUUUGACUGAUGGUUCCAGUGUGAUGGUGUGUGACGGCCAACUGCAGGGUGUGCAGUGGUUCAACCAUGGCUGCCGUAACCCAGCUGACCCUAGUGUAUACAGCAAGCUGUGCCUAUACAAGGACUGGAUCAACAACAUGAUGGACCGCUACGUACCCCCCCUGCCAGAAACCACUACCAUGCCUGCAGAGACUCAUUCACACCCACAUAUGAUGUAAACACUGUCUGUAGGUUCAGAGUUUUAGAAAAAGUUUUAACAUGAACUCUG